AUGAGUAGUUUAGUUAAAAAAGGUGGAACACUGUUUGCUCCAAAAAUUAAAAAGAUUGUCAGAAAGAAACAAACUCCAACACCAGGUCCUUCGCAAAGGCAAUCUCAAACUCCAAAACCAAAUCAACCUGCAACACCACCAGCUACACAGAUCACCAACAAAGAACAAGACGAUGAGAAGAAUACAAGCAAAUCACAAGAAAAAGAUAUAGAUAACUCUAUAAAAGAAAGUAACAUGCAACUUGCUUCACCGGCCAGUACUCAAGUACAAGAACAACCAAGCUUUAGAAUGACUUUAUCAACGGCAUCUCCCCAAAAACCAAUUAAAAAUGAUACUGAUAUUGAUCCUAAAGAUAAAAGUGCACCAAAUGAAAAUGCCAUUGCUAGCUCUUCUGAAGACGAAGAUGAUAACGAAGACGACGAUAAUAAUUUCAAACCACCAGUUGAUUCCAAUACAGCUCGAAGACAAUCAGUGACUCAAAGAAGAAGACUAUCUAGCAUAAAUCCACCAGGUGGAAGAAGUAGAUCUGCAUCCAUCUCACUAAAUGCAGACCCAAACCAUAUUCCAGCUAAGAUAGGAAUCCCAAUUGGAAAACCAACAAAGAGAAGAAGAUCACUGGCCCAGAACCGCGCGACAAAGAAGAUUGCACUUACUGCAACACCAAAGGUAGCAAAGCCAAUUAAUAUUUCAAUUUCUGAUGCUCCAAAGGUAGUUGACAAAGGAGCAGAAUCGAAAGAGGAGAAACAGCGCCCGGUCAAAAAGUCAGAUAAGAAGGGUGUUAGUGAUGAGUUCAUUGUUGGUAUUGAUCCCGUCACACAGAAAUUGACAAAGUUCAGACGAAAGGGCAACUCCGCUGUGAGAUUGAAAAAGGAAGAAGGUGAUACCAUAAUUAAAACAGAGGAUGGUGCUAUCAAGAAGGAAGAAGGAGCCGAGAAAACUACACCAGAAGUACCAGAGGAACCAGAGGGAUUAAUCACAACGAUCACAAAUAUUCAUCAAAUUCCAAGCAAAAUUAAAGACGAGGAUAUUGAACUUUUCGGUGAAGUUGAUAUUGAUCUUGAAGAAAUGACUAUGGCAGAAUUGUGUAAACCGACUAUACAAAUCGGGAAAGUUAGUUCAAACUUUAUGUUGGCAAAGGAAGCAACAUACGAGUUGAGACAAAAAAGAAAUCAAAGAAAGAGAGAUAGACAACUUGCUAGAGCUGAAAGAAUAUCACUAGAGGAAGCUGUGAAGAAAAACGAAGAAGCGAGAAGACAAAAUGGAGAGGUUUUUGUAUCUAGUUCAGAAUCACAGCGUAAACCAGACGCCUUGUUUGAUGAAGAUCCUCCAGAAGCAAGCUCAUCUUUGAAAUUAGUGUUUAAUGCCGAUGGUAAAUUGGGAGUUAGUGAAGAAUCUGCAAUAGUUGCCAAACCCAGAGCUGAUGUCAAUACAAGAUCAGUUGAAAAUUCCAAUCCAUUUGCUAACCCUAUUACAUCUACCACGUAUAGUAAGCGUGUGCAUACCGAUAAGUGGACUCCUGAUGAGCUUAAUCAGUUUUAUCAAGCUUUGAGUAUGUUUGGUACAGAUUUCUCGUUGAUAUCACAAUUGUUUCCUUAUAGAUCUAGAAAGCAGAUUAAGCUGAAGUUCAAUCUAGAGGAAAGAAAGUUCCCAGAAAUUGUUGAAUUGGCUUUGAAAAGAAAACUUCCUGUUGACUUCCAAGAAUAUUGUAAGAAUAUUAAGAAUGAUAUUAAAUCGUUGGAAUAUUAUAAUGAAGAGUUACGAAAGGUCAGAAUUGAGCACGAGGAAAGUAUGAAUGCUAUUGUAUUAGAAAGAGAAAAGGCAUUGAAAGAAGACGCCGAGGCAAAUAGACGAAGAGAGAUUGAAAUCAGAACCGGUGCCAAACCAAUGACACGUGCUGAAAAAGUCAAAGAAUUGAGAAAGAAUGAAAUGGUUGUGGGAUCAAUUGAUGAUAUGAAGAGACAAAGAGAAGUUGCUGAAUGA
Molecule: messenger RNA, 1980 nt
Organism: Candida tropicalis MYA-3404
Lineage: Eukaryota; Fungi; Ascomycota; Pichiomycetes; Serinales; Debaryomycetaceae
Product: transcription factor TFIIIB subunit
Exons: 1
Coding region: 1-1980 (659 amino acids)
Biological process (GO): RNA polymerase III preinitiation complex assembly; transcription by RNA polymerase III
Cellular component (GO): transcription factor TFIIIB complex
Molecular function (GO): RNA polymerase III general transcription initiation factor activity; TFIIIC-class transcription factor complex binding
Source: RefSeq, a predicted model, not a curated record